AAAAGCUUAACGAGGUACCGCGCUUUGGAGUUCACUUUCAAUAAAAUACCUUUUAGUAUUUUAGAAUUUGGUUGCUACUUUAGUUUAUUAAGUAAUUCAUUAUCCAGUAAAAAUGACUUCAGUGAAAGAAAUUGGAGGCUACAAAUUAGGCAACCUAAUUAUUGAAGGAAAAACCAAACAGGUUUUUGAUGUACCUUCUGUGCCUGGUCAUUGUAUUUUAUUAAGCAAAGACAGAAUCACUGCCGGAGAUGGUGUCAAGGCUCAUGACUUGGCUGGAAAAUCUGUUAUCUCAAAUAAAACCAAUGGAAAAGUUUUCGAAAUCUUGAAAAAAGUUGGUAUGAAAACUGCCUAUGUAAAAUCAGUAGCUGACAAUGCCUUCCUUUCCAAAAAAUGUGACAUGAUUCCCAUUGAAUGGGUUACUAGACGUCUGGCUACAGGAUCGUUCUUACGCAGACAUCCAGGUGUCAAGGAAGGAUUCCGCUUUACUCCAGUCAAACAUGAAACUUUCUUCAAGGAUGAUGCCAACCACGAUCCCCAAUGGUCUGAAGAACAGAUCAUUUCUGCUGAAUUCAAGGUCAAUGGUCUUUUGAUUGGAAAGCACGAAGUAGACCUAAUGACUAAAACAUCAAUCCUAGUUUUCGAAAUUCUCGAAAAAGUAUGGGCAACAAGAAAUUGUGCACUUAUAGAUAUGAAGAUUGAAUUUGGAGUUGAUGAUCAAGGAAACUUACUGGUAGCUGACGUUAUAGAUUCUGACUCCUGGCGUCUUUGGCCUUCUGGAGACAAACGUCUGAUGGUAGACAAACAGGUCUACAGAAAUCUAACAACAGUAACAGACAAGGAUCUGGAUACAGUAAAAAGAAACUUUGAAUGGAUUGUCGAUCAGUUGGACCAUCUAAUUCCUCCCAACAACCAUCUUGUGGUCAUUAUUAUGGGCAGCCCUGCCGAUAAAGAUCAUUGCAAUAAAAUCAAGCAACACUGCGAAGAUCUAGGUCUUAAUGUUGAGAUUAGAGUAGCGUCAGCACACAAAACUACUGAUUAUGCUCUUGAAAUAGUGAGUUAUUACGAAGGCUUAAACAUUCCUCUUAUCUUCAUCGCUGUAGCUGGACGAUCAAACGGUUUGGGCCCAGUUCUCUCUGGAAACACAGACUAUCCCGUUAUUAACUGCCCACCUGGAUCACGAGAUGACUUGUCGAGGGACAUUUGGUCUAGCGUUAAUGUGCCUUCGGGUUUGGGAUGUAGUACAGUCAUCUAUCCAGAAACUGCAGCUCUUUGUGCAGCGACUAACAUCGCUAUGACUAACUAUAUUGUCUGGAGCAGAUUGCGUCUUAGAAGGCUGGGAUAUUUUGAGUCCUUGCCAAAGGCCGAUAAGGCAAUAAGAAGUUAAUUUUAAGGCUUUUGUUUUGAUAUCUUUAUUACGUUAAAUUUUUACUUUUGAAUAUAUCCUUUUGUAUUUAG
This is a messenger RNA of Diabrotica balteata, 1455 nucleotides long. The record is from the annotation of a GenBank genome assembly. Lineage: Eukaryota; Metazoa; Arthropoda; Insecta; Coleoptera; Chrysomelidae.